GUGCGUACAGACGGCUGCGUUGGACUGCAGGCGAAGAUGGCGGUCUCCACAGGAGUUAAAGUUCCUCGUAAUUUUCGCUUGUUGGAAGAACUUGAAGAAGGACAAAAAGGAGUAGGCGAUGGUACGGUUAGCUGGGGCCUUGAAGAUGAUGAAGAUAUGACACUUACAAGGUGGACAGGCAUGAUUAUUGGGCCACCAAGGACAAAUUAUGAAAACAGAAUAUAUAGCCUGAAAGUAGAAUGUGGACCUAAAUACCCAGAAGCUCCUCCAUCAGUUAGAUUUGUAACCAAAAUUAAUAUGAAUGGAAUAAAUAAUUCCAGUGGAAUGGUGGAUGCACGGAGCAUACCAGUGUUAGCAAAAUGGCAAAAUUCAUAUAGCAUUAAAGUUGUACUCCAAGAACUAAGACGUCUAAUGAUGUCCAAAGAAAAUAUGAAGCUUCCACAACCACCAGAAGGACAAACAUACAAUUAAUUUUUGGAUCUCAAACUUGUCUUAAAUCAACAGUCUUCUACUCAUGUUAAUGUCUUGAUUAAAUAUCACAAUGCAAAAUACCCACACAUUAAGUAAAAGAAUUACAACUGGUAAACAUGACUGGGACAUUUGUAAGAAUAUAUUUAAUAUAUAUACACCUAUUAUGUUUUCAGGUAACAGGAGGAAAAAUGCAGCACAAUUUUUUUUAAGGCACUGACUGUCAUUUAAACAUAAACCUGGAGUAUUGAAAAUAGCAUUAAGGCUUACAAGAUGAAAGUAUGGUGAGAAGUGUCAGAUAGCUGUGGAAGCAUGUGUAUUUCUAAAAAGUAAAAAGCUCAAGAAGGAAAAGGAAAUAGCAUGCUUUAUCCCUCUCUCUUAGGGAAACAGUUUUCAUUUUAAAUUGUCUAGUAAAGUAACAGGUACAAUGAAUAUUGUCACAAAUUGUUUUAAUUUUUGAAGUGGUGUGGGUGCUGACUACUAGUAGUAUCAAAAGUAUGUCCAGAAUUGUUUGGAUACCUGUAUUUAUAAUAAAGAAAUGUGGGGAAGGUCGAUGAAUUUCUGUUAAGAGAUGUUCCUGUGUGUUACAUGUAACAGACAUGGUAAAUAUUUGUUUACAGUCUUUGUUUGACAAACCAUGCAUUUAAGUUUAAAUGAAAUCAACAAAAAGGAAAUAGGUGUAUGGAUAUGUGCUUUUGAGAUUAAAGUUAGUCUUAAAAUGUAAAUAAAACAUGGAUCGUGUCCUCAGAAA
Rhinolophus ferrumequinum (greater horseshoe bat) is the source of this 1219-nucleotide messenger RNA. It is a transcript of the gene UBE2V2, whose product is annotated as ubiquitin conjugating enzyme E2 V2. Gene Ontology annotation, biological process: DNA damage tolerance; protein K63-linked ubiquitination. Gene Ontology annotation, cellular component: nucleus. The transcript has 4 exons. Bases 37 to 471 code for a protein of 144 amino acids. Lineage: Eukaryota; Metazoa; Chordata; Mammalia; Chiroptera; Rhinolophidae. The record is from RefSeq and is a predicted model, not a curated record.